This is a messenger RNA of Peromyscus californicus insignis, 966 nucleotides long. RefSeq names its product olfactory receptor 52N1. Gene Ontology annotation, molecular function: olfactory receptor activity; G protein-coupled receptor activity. Gene Ontology annotation, cellular component: membrane. The coding region runs from base 1 to 966 and encodes 321 amino acids. Lineage: Eukaryota; Metazoa; Chordata; Mammalia; Rodentia; Cricetidae. The transcript has a single exon. The record is from RefSeq and is a predicted model, not a curated record. Gene Ontology annotation, biological process: G protein-coupled receptor signaling pathway.
AUGUCACUUCUAAAUGCCAGCAGCCUGACUCCAGCUUCAUUUUUCCUCAAUGGCAUCCCUGGUCUGGAAGAGGCACAUUUGUGGAUCUCCUUCCCACUGUUUACCAUGUACAGCAUCGCUCUUACAGGGAACUUUGGACUCAUAUAUCUUAUCUACUCUGAAGAGGUCUUACACAGACCUAUGUACAUCUUCCUAGCCCUUCUUUCCUUCACAGAUGUGCUCAUGUGCACCAGCACUCUUCCCAACACUCUCUGCAUAUUAUGGUUCAAUCUCAAGGAGAUUGACUUUAAGGCCUGCCUGGCCCAGAUGUUCUUUGUGCACACUUUUACAGGGAUGGAGUCCGGGGUGCUGAUGCUCAUGGCCCUAGACCGAUAUGUGGCCAUCUGUUACCCACUGCGCUAUGCCACUAUCCUCACUAAUGUGGUCAUUGCCAAGGCAGGGAUGCUCACUUUCCUUAGGGGUGUGAUUCUUGUCAUCCCCUUCACAUUCCUCACCAAGCGCCUGCCAUACUGCAAGGGUAAUGUCAUCCCCCACACCUACUGUGACCACAUGUCUGUCGCUAAAAUAUCCUGUGGCAAUGUUCAGAUCAAUGCCGUCUACGGGCUAAUGGUUGCCCUCCUGAUUGGAGGCUUUGACAUCCUAUGCAUCACCGUCUCCUACACCAUGAUCCUACGGGCAGUUGUGAGUCUGUCAUCAGCAGAUGCUCGACAGAAGGCCUUCAGCACCUGCACUGCUCACAUCUGUGCCAUUGUCAUUACCUACGUCCCAGCCUUCUUCACCUUCUUUACACACCGCUUUGGGCGACAUACCAUCCCUCCCCAUAUACACAUCAUUAUGGCUAAUCUCUAUCUUCUCAUGCCUCCCACCAUGAACCCUAUUGUGUAUGGAGUGAAAACCAAGCAGAUACGAGAGAGUGUCAUUAGGUUCUUGUUUAAAGGGAAAGAAAAGUCUUCUCACGAAAUUUAA